Molecule: messenger RNA, 14574 nt
Organism: Petromyzon marinus (sea lamprey)
Lineage: Eukaryota; Metazoa; Chordata; Hyperoartia; Petromyzontiformes; Petromyzontidae
Gene: ADCY5
Product: adenylate cyclase 5
Biological process (GO): adenylate cyclase-activating G protein-coupled receptor signaling pathway; cAMP biosynthetic process; intracellular signal transduction
Cellular component (GO): plasma membrane
Molecular function (GO): adenylate cyclase activity
Source: RefSeq, a predicted model, not a curated record
CGUGGGGCGGGCGGGUUGAGUGGCUGUACCACGGACGGCGAGGGAUGAGAGGUUGUGUUGCGCGUCUGUAGACGGGGUAGACUAAAUCGCCUCUUUCUGGUCUUUGUCCUGUGCGAUGCUCGGCAGAUUCUUCAUUUACAUAGAAUAGGCUUGCGUCUGCCUGCCGUACGCGCGUGUCUCUCCGUGUGAGUCUCCUUCCUGCGCGUGUGCGUUCUUUUUUUUUUAAACCCUCAUUGGGAGACCGCUUCUAUUACAGAGACAGAGAGAGAGACGGCACGCACACACGGAGAAGAGAGGGAGAGAGUGAGAGAGGAAACAGGAGAGAGAGAGAGAAAUACGGGCACGAGUAGAGGGACAGGGAGAGAGAGAGCGGUAAAGGGUGAUCAUGAUGACGAUGAUGAGAGAGACGAGGAGAUAGACGAGAGAGCGGCUACGUUGCAACACAGACGCAUCGAGACCAGAGCGAGCGGCAGACGCUGUCGCACGUUAGGGCGAGAGAGACAGGCGCAUAUGCACAGACAGAGAGAGAGGACACGGACACACACAGACCGACAAGACAGAAGACACACGGAGAGAGGAGCGAGAUAGAUCCACGGGACGCAACAAUGAGCGGAGCGACCAGCCGUCAUUCCACAGCCUAGACACGCGCUCCGCGCAGCACCAACGCAGCAUCGCUGAGCACCCGCCGGCGAGGCAUUCUCUAUCCACUGCUGGCGCCCAUCCGCAGUUUUGGGGGGGACACGAGGAGGAGACAAGCGCCGGGAGUCGAACCGAGAGGUGGGGGCCCAGCGGACGCGUCGCGCGAGACGAUUUGAACGUGCGGCGGCGAUGAGGUUCCAUCCACACCGCUUCUUCCCCCGUGAGUGAAUUCAGCGGCCACCGCUCUGUACAUUUAGAGACCGAACAUCGGCGAGAGGCCUCCGGCCGGCCAUUCGAGACCCCCCCCACCUCCCUCCUCGCUCCUCGUCUCGCCGAAGGCAGCUCUCGUCCGGUUCGCCGUUAAUUAAAGAGAGCGCCGUGGUGAUUUCAUUCUCGCUUGUGUCGUCGUUUGCCCUCCUACACUGCUCCUUUAAAUCCCCCCACGGCGCCCCCAACCUCUACCCACCGCCUGUCGCCUCUUCGUCGUGCCACCGGUCGCGUAUUCUCAACCUCACUGACGUCGCGACUCGGGCGCGAAGGAGGAUGGCGGUGGAGAGGAUUUGGGUGAACGUCAUCCCGUUGACAGUCAUCGAGGAGGGGAUGCACCGUCGGCCCUGAGGUCCACAACAACGUUGCAGCGAGCGAGGUGGGGGGGGAGGAUCCAGGCGAUCCGAGGGAGCAAUUCGCUCCCGUCUCUUCCACUCCAGUCUCAACGCGCGUCCUGUCGAUCCGUCCCGUUGAGGAGGAGAGGGCGGCACGUACUGGCGAGAAGUCCGGGCUACGUGAAAUUUCUGUUUUGUUUAAAGGCCGGCGGUGGUCGUGACGAACACCGAUCCGCCGGUGGCACACAGCUUGGUUUGAGGCCGCGUCGAUUGGUGGUGGUGGCAGUGGUGGGCGAGCGGGCGGGCGGGCGGGCGUGAAGUUUGCCUUGGGGGUCGGUGGACAAAGUGGACACGAUCGGGAGUGGCUUCCAUGGCUUUAGGGCCGGUGGCGGUCUGAGGCCCCGGGGGGAUUGUGUGUGUGUGGGGGGGGUUGCGAUGCAAGCACGGUCAGCACCAUGUCCCGCCCUAACAGUGUGAGCCCUCCGAGCACCGCGCACGCUCCGCACGCAGCCACCUCCUCCACCCCUCGGCCUCCUCCUCCUCCUCAAGAGCAGAGCACCCGACGCGCCUGGCCCGAAGAAGAGAAGAACGGCAUCGCCGUCAUGGACACCAAGUACAACGGCAUCGACCACGCCAGGCUGGAGCACAAGAAGAGCCGCUGGCGACGCGGCGGCGGCGGUGGCACGUCCUCCCAUCACCACCACCAUCACCACCACAACCAGCAGCAGCAGAGAUCCGUGCGCUCCAAGCCGGCGUGGCAGGACGAACCGGGCCGCGGGAGGCACGGCGUGCGGCCCAAGUCCGUGGAGCUGGGCCUGGAGGAGCGAGGCGACGACGCUCGCGGCGGCGGCGGCGCCGUGCUCGGCGACAUGGACGCCCUCGACGUGGCCUCGCUGGACAACGCGAGGCCCGGGGACGGCGCCAGCUGCUGGACGAGCGUCCUGCAGGUGUUCCGCUCCAAGAAGUUCCAGCCCGAGAAGCUGGAGCGCCUCUACCAAAGGUACUUCUUCCGGCUCAACCAGAGCAGCCUGACCAUGCUGAUGGGGCUGCUGGUCCUCGUGUGCAGCGUCAUGCUCACCUUCCACUGCCUGGCGGGCAAGUACGACCUGGCCUACGUGCUGGUGCUCGCGAUCUCGAUCGGCGCCUUCCUGCUGCUCAUGGUCCUCUGCAACCGGAACGGCUUCCACCAGGACCACAUGUGGCUCGUGUGCUACACGGUGAUCCUCGCCAUCGGAGUCAUCGAGGCCAUGUCGGUGGUGAGCGUGAGCCCGCGCAGCGCGUCCGACGGCAUCUGGUGGACCGUGUUCUUCGUGUACAUGAUCUACACGCUGCUGCCCGUGCGCAUGAGGGCGGCCGUCAUUAGCGGCAUCGCGCUGUCCACGGCGCACAUGGUCAUCUCGUGGAAGAAGAACAGCCACGACGUGUACCUGUGGAAGCAGCUGGUCGCCAAUGCGCUUGUCUUCGUGUGCACCAACAUGGCGGGCGUGUGCACGCACUACCCCACAGAGGUGGCCCAGCGACAGGCCUUCCACGAGACGCGCGAGUGCAUCAAGGCCCGGCUGCGCACGCAGAAGGAGAACCAGCAGCAGGAGCGGCUGCUGCUGUCCGUGCUGCCCCGCCACGUGGCCAUGGAGAUGAAGGCCGACAUCAACGCCAAGAAGGAGGACAUGAUGUUCCACAAGAUCUACAUCCAGAAGCACGACAACGUCAGCAUCCUCUUUGCAGACAUCGAGGGCUUCACGAGCCUGGCGUCUCAGUGCACGGCCCAGGAGCUCGUCAUGACACUCAACGAACUGUUUGCGCGCUUCGACAAACUGGCCGCGGAAAACCACUGCCUGAGGAUCAAGAUCCUGGGCGACUGCUACUACUGUGUGUCGGGGCUGCCAGAGGCACGCGCAGACCACGCGCACUGCUGUGUUGAGAUGGGAGUCGACAUGAUCGAGGCCAUCUCGCUCGUGCGGGAGGUGACGGGCGUCAACGUGAACAUGCGAGUCGGCAUCCACAGCGGACGCGUCCACUGCGGGGUCCUCGGACUCAUCAAGUGGCAGUUUGACGUCUGGUCCAACGACGUCACCCUGGCCAACCACAUGGAGGCCGGGGGCAAGGCCGGGCGGAUCCACAUCACCAAGGCCACGCUGCGGUACCUCAACGGGGACUACGAGGUGGAGGCUGGGCACGGUGGCGAGCGCAACGCCUAUCUGAAGACACACAGCAUCGAGACCUUUCUCAUUGUGGGCUGCAGCCAGAAGAGAAAGGAGGAGAAGGCGAUGAUCGCGAAGAUGAACCGGGCGAGGACCAACUCCCUGGGGAACAUGGGCUCUCCGUGGGGCCCUGAGCGCCCCUUCUUCAUGUCCAACCACGUCUCCAAGGAGAUGAAGACCAUGGGGUUUGUGGACAACAUGGGGAACACCAAGAGCAUCAUGCCGGAAGCCCUGAGCCCCGACGACGAGGUGAACGAGUUCCUGGGCCGAGCCAUCGACGCGCGCAGCAUCGACCGCCUGCGCUCGGAGCACGUGAAGAAGAUCUUGCUCACGUUCCGCAAGCCGGAGCUCGAGGAGAAGUACUCGCAGGAGGUGGACGACAGGUUCGGCUCCUACGUGGGCUGCGCCUUCAUCGUCUUCCUCUUCAUCUGCUUCGUGCAGAUCACCGCCACCCCCCAUUCGGCGCUGAUGCUGGGCUUCUAUUUGACGUGCUUCGUGGUGCUGGUGUCGGCGCUGUUCGUGUCCGGGAUCUACGCCUGCAUCAAGGUGUUCCCGGUUCACCUGCAGCGGCUGUCCAUCACGAUCGUGCAGUCACGGACCAACAGCAGCAUCGUGGGCGUGCUCACGCUGCUGCUCGUCUUCCUCUCCGCGUUCAUCAACAUGUUCGUGUGCAGCCGCGUGGACGUGCGCGAGUGUGUGGCGAGCGACCUGAACGUGUCCUCGUCUCUCAUCGACGUGUGCCUCCUGCGCUCGCUCAACCUCUCGCUGGGCCAGGAGGCGCACGUGUGCAGCUCCUUGCAUCCGCACUGCAGCUUCCCCGAGUACUUCUCGGACUGCGUGCUGCUGUCGCUGCUCGCCUGCGCGGGCUUCCUGCAGAUCAGCAGCGUGGGGAAGCUGGGCCUCAUGCUGGCCAUGGAGCUCGUGUUCGUGCUGCUCAUCGAGAUCCCGCAGGCGACGCUCUUCGACAACUACGACCUCCUGGCGCACGCCAACGCGCUAACGUUGACCCAGAACUCCACAAGCACCUGCUCGGACACGCCGGUGCGGAUCCCGCUGCGCGUGGCCACGCCUGUGGUGCUCACGCUCUUCGUGCUGGCGCUCUACCUGCAUGCGCAGCAGGUGGAGUCGACGGCACGCCUCGACUUCCUCUGGAAGCUGCAGGCGACGGAGGAGAAGGAGGAGAUGGAGGAGCUGCAGGCCUACAACCUGCGCCUGCUGCGCAACAUCCUGCCCAGCGACGUGGCGAAGCAUUUCCUGGCUCGCGAGCGUCGCAACGACGAGCUGUACUACCAGUCGUGCGAGAGCGUCGCCGUGAUGUUCGCCUCCAUCAGCAACUUCUCCGAGUUCUACAUCGAGCUCGAGGCCAACAACGAGGGCGUCGAGUGCCUUCGGCUGCUUAAUGAGAUCAUCGCCGAUUUCGACGAGAUAAUCAGCGAGGAUAACUUUAAGCAGCUGGAGAAGAUCAAGACGAUCGGAAGCACGUACAUGGCGGCGUCGGGGCUGAACGACGCCACCUACGACCGCCAGGGCCGCUCGCACAUCACGGCGCUCGCCGACUACGCCAUGCGGCUCAUGGAGCAGAUGAAGCACAUCAACGAGCACUCCUUCAACACGUUCAAGAUGAAGAUCGGCCUGAACGUAGGCCCUGUGGUUGCCGGGGUGAUCGGCGCCCGGAAACCGCAGUACGACAUCUGGGGCAACACGGUGAACGUGGCGAGCCGCAUGGACAGCACCGGGCAUCCCGAGCGCAUACAGGUGACAACCGACAUGUACAACAUCCUGGUUGCCAAGGGAUACCAGCUGGAGUGCCGUGGCAUGGUGAAGGUGAAGGGCAAGGGAGAGAUGACGACGUACUUCCUCAACGAGGGGCCGCCGGGCAGCUAGCUGCCACAGCCAGAGACAGCCGUUCACACCCCCUCUUCCCUGUCUGCGCCGAGCUGAGCCAGCCCUACCCUUCAACACUCACGACUCGUACAGUGAAGGCCUACGUCAGUGCCGGGACUGCCAAGGUCAAAGCCAAGAUCAAGACUCGUAAGGGCGCGGCUGAGGCUUGGAUUUUUAAAUGUCCAGGCCAAGAAUAAGACUUCCAGUGGUCAAGGCUGGGACACCCUCAUAAGACAAGGCCAAGUCUGGGGUUUGUAUAAUUAGAACUGCGACCAAGACUCCAAAUGUCAAGGCCAAUGCUGAAGCUCCUUACGUUUAAGCCACUAAAAGAGGCACCCAAUGGACAAGGCUGCGGCUGCUGUAGCCAAGGCCAAGACUGCUAUUCCCAAAGUCAAGGCCAGGACCAGGGCUCCUAAAGUCAAGGCCAAGAUUGUGACUUCCAUAGUAAAAAGCAAGGAAGUGGUUCUUAGAGUGAAAGCCAUGGCUAAGAUUCCCAAAGUCAGCGCUAACGAUGAGGCUCUUAGAAUCACGGCUAAGGCUGUGGCUCUGAAAUGUCAAGGCUUAUGUCAAGACUUCUCAAGUCAAGGGCAAGGCUGUAAUUAUUAAGUCAAGGUGACAUGAAUGUGAUUGCCGGCCCCUGUUAAUGUAGCUAGACGGUAUCUGAUGCGGCUGGCAAGUCGACUGCCCUCCCCAGCAGGUGGCUCAAUCCUGCUGCAGGGAAUGUGACCGCAUCUAUAAAUGGCCGCCUGCCAUUUCCAACUGUCGCGAAUCUUACACGGCUGACAUCAAAUAGAGUUUCUCCCUCUCUGGCAUCUUGGGGCUUAGCUCCCUAUACCUCAUGCAGCUUCUUUAAAAACCUUGUGUACCCGUGCCACAACACAAGCACACGAUCGGCAUGCUCGCUUAUCUCUACCCCCUUACCUUCAAUCCUGCUUCUAAGCACCACCAAUUUCCCCAGCGUCAUAGUUUAAUCCUGCGCAAAAAAACUCUGCAGAAUAUUUUGGGAUGUACAAGUCACGUCACUUGUCGUUCGCAAUGGUGGCUUUCAUGGCAGUCAAUUUUACAUCUUUCCUUUGGUUGUACGUUGACUUAACUUCCCACCGAUUGAUGUAUUAGUGCUUGAUUUUAAUGCCUUUACCUUUGAAAAUAUUUAAAGGGGGAUUAAUGCCCAUUGCAGUUAUAUUUAGAGCUCUAUUGGCAUUGCGGUUUGGUGUCCUUGUUGCGUUAAAUGUCCUCUUGCUAGUGCCGCGGACAUUCCUUUACAAUUGAGCAGCAUCAGCACACUCGGUGAAGUUUACUUUGCUGCGUCUAGACAUUCAAUUUAAACGAUCAUGUCUCUACCGCAGGCUUAUAACGGCCCGAUACAACCUCUAUGAUUCAUCACCACUGGUAUUCUUUUUUUUAAGCCCAGGCUUUCUCUUAUCCAAGUUUAUACAGCAUUUCGAAAUGCAGUGAGCGUUUUUUGAUUCUCAGCCUGGUUAUCGAUGGCUGUACCAAGAAAGCAUAAUAUAUUUUUUCAAUGAAUGUGCUCCAUUCUGAAUGUUGGUCUUUGUAUAUUUAUAGUAUUUAUUGGAAGAUGGACACGUGGCGAUCACUAUCCACAAGGCAUUGAAGAUGUAGACUCCUCUUGAUGUGGUUUCCUGGUGGCACAUUCCACUCAUCCACUGGCGUGUGACGACUGCAGGCUUGUGUCGGGGUCACCGUUUUUGUCGCCUCAUGCCUUGACUCCAAUUAACACAACCGAUAAACACAAUCAUUGGUGAAAACGUUUAAACAGAUUGUGCUGUAUAGAUACAUAAACUAAAUCAAUUAAAAUGUGCAGAUUAAUAGUGCCAACUUCACAAAGACAAAUAUGGAAGGGAAAUUAGAAGCAUAUCUGUGCAUGUGACAGACAUUGUUCCAUUUUGUAUAUUUAUCUCUUAUUAUGGAAAUAGAUUUGAGUUCAUUCAAAUUCCCAAUACGUGUAAGUUGCUUUUUCUUCUGUCAAGCGGUUUUUAGAAUGAGGCUUUGGCAUGGUUCAAUAUUGAUUCUAGAUUUGAAGCUUUCGUGACUGCAAGGAUUCAUACUCUUUGUUUUUUUCGGUAAAGUCACGUAGGUAAAAUAAAAUUUAAAAUAAAACAACUAAAUUAAAUUUUAUUUUACCUGCGUGACUUUACCGAAAAAAACAAAGAGUUUCAAUAUUGAUGUUUUAUUUUGAGAUGAUAAUUGACUGGACAUAAUGCUUUUGUGCAUAUUGAGCGUUGGGUUGUGGCUAACGAAAGCUGGUGUGUGCACUGCCUUUAGACGAGGGUUCUCCACUUGCAAUGACGUCAAAGGAGAAACAUCUACUCUCUGCCCCUACUUCGUAUUCCUUUCUCUCUUACACUACCUGAUCCACACCCAAACACAGAUCUUAACGUGUCUUUUGCCUUUUCACCUUAACUUUAGUUUGACGAUGUAAACUUUAAAUGAAUGCUCGCAACAACAAAAAUAUGUUUUAUUACAAAUUUAGGCAUGCCAGUCCUUCUGUUAGCAAGUGUGACGUUUUAUUUUUUACUUGCAGCAAUGCGAUCACGGUCGUGGUUGGUGUGGAAGGAAUUUCCCUGCUGCCACUGGGCUUCACUGGGCAUGGAACCCAUCGAGGGGAGGGAAUAGGGUCCGGGGAGGUAUGAGGAGCGGACAAUUAUAUACACUGCAGCAUUAUCCGAGGACCCAUCGCAUUCUGGACACUAGUCUGCAAAUUAAAAUUAGCGGUAUAUUCCCUGUUUAGCAUUGUAGAGACGCAAGUGCUGUUCGCAAGUUCCGAUUCAUAUUGGUAUGUGAAUGUCGUUAGGGGUUGGUGUGAUGAGCGCAAAUAAUGCCUGGUCAAAUGUUGUCUCCCGGCUAAUGUUGCCAUCUGUCCGGGUUUGACCUGUGCAGUCUAGGAAUUGGUAUCUGUGUUGUUCGGGCGGCAGGAAUUGAUUUGUACCAAGGUCCGGGGAACGAACGGCAUGGUGUCGAACCUUGUCGCACUGUGGCUGAAAAGUUCUGAUAACAGACCUAGGCAUGGCUGAGAAAAUAUGUCCCAACUUGUGGCGAUGGUUGGAAACCCCUCUAACUCCCAGAUGCUUUUUUGUAGUAGGUGCUCAUGUUGACUGCACUGUCCCAACAGAUACUUUAGGCGGACUUGACCUUGGGAAGGUCCAGAACAGGCUCGGUUGUUAAUUGCUGAGGUGUGCCGUGGCCAGGAAUCGAACCCAGGUCAUCCAAGAUUGUAACUGCAUUGCACAAACCACAAUUCCACGACUCCCAGCAUACAGUAGUUACUGUAUAUAAAAUGCAUACACUGUACGUACACUGUAUGCGCUUAUAAUAUACAGCGCCGUAUUAUAUAAUGUAGACACAAAAUCUAUAAAGUACAAAUUAUAGAAAUACUGUAGAUAUAUAAAUUAUAUAUACUGUGUUGUAAAAACAUACAGUAUAUUGUACAUACACAACUUUAUAUAGUAUACUGUAUGCAACAAAACCUUAAUAUGUACUAAACUGUACAUAUAUACUGUGCGCAUUGCAGUAUCUAAAAUAGUAAAUGAGCAGAAUAUAAAAGUAGUCCGUAUCGUGUAAUGAAUCAAAUUAUUUAUGUCUAGUACAUAGACACAUUUUUAAAACAAUAUAUUAACUCUAAGACACGUUCACUUUACGCCGUUAAAUUCCUCAUCCACAUUGGUGUGGGCGGACACAUUUUUGCAAAUAGAAAUCUCCAUUCUGUUUUGGAACAACAUUCUAAGUCCACUUGUGCACAUAGUUUGGAAACUCAUUUUACAUAUAUAACAAACAAAAACAAAUGUCACGAGGAAUAACAAAAAUGUGUACAACAAAGUAAGUAGAAAAUAACUCUUAUCCGUGCUGAUAUGGAGGAGGACUGCGCGAACAUUGACGAUCCUUUAAUUAUGGGAUUAUCAAAAAAUAUAGUCCAUUUAUCAUGGACAAGAGCAGAUACUAGGAUGAAUUUAUCAAUGAAGUUCCACUUAUCCGUAAAGAAAUUUCGGAUGAUAGUUCUGGAUUGCAUGGCGUGGGCAGAAAUGUGGAUAAUCGCGGAUAACAGAAAGAAUAUUGGUAUUUUUCACCUGAAGGCGAUUGCUUGUGUUGUGAUCGAAACGUCGUGAUAUUUUUUAUUAUGUUUCUAUCUACGUGGCUUUACCGAAAGACCCAUAAAAUAAAUAUUGUCACGGAUAAGAGUUCUACUGUGCACAUGUCAGGAUUUGCAUCUAAGGAACUUUACUGUACUGCAAUAUGGUGCAUGACCAAAACAAAUACUGCUAAAAUUAAAAGGAGCUACUGUACUAAAUAAUCAAUACAAAAUAAUUUUGAGGUUAUUAGAAUAUUAAACCUUCGUGAAAUGUGUUUAAUAGCAACAAUGUAUUCUCUGCAUUUGGGUUGUUUCCUGUUCUUGUCAUAAUAUUUUGAGCCUUUACAUUACCAGGGGGACAGUCCAUUAAGAAUCAGUAUCUUGCUAAAGGAGGCCUAGGGACAUACACAGAUAAGUAAGCAAAGUUAUAAAAGGUAUAAAAGGUUUAGCAAAAUAAACAACGUAAAACUUGCCGCUAAGGUAACUUAGUGGAAACAAAUGCAUUGUAUAAGCUGACAAUUGAGAAAAGUGAUUUUAUUUCCAUUCACACUUCAUAAAAAAUUAUAUUCGUAAUAGUUUUUUUUACAUUAAAAUAAAUGAUCGACGUAACGAUUGUUUGCACUACCAGCAUCUAAAGCAUUGGUAUUUAUAAUCGUCCUUGCUUCAUUACACCUAAAAUUAAAUGUUUCGAUUAUAAAUACAAAAGUUGUGGCCGGUUGUAAUUGUGAAAGUCCCCAGCCAACACAUUGAAAAUGAAUGAAUGAAUAAAUACAAAUAUUAAUCAUUUAUAUAGCCUUCUGUCAAUCCACUGUUGGAUGGAGGCCUCCCAAAUGCCGUGUUGCUUGCCUGAUGGUGCUUCGCCAAUGCUGAUGAGUGUGGGUUGAAGGUGGGGUGUGUGUGGAGGGAAGUGAAGUGACGCCCUUGCUGGUUCACAGACAUCUCUCGUCACUGAAGGUUUCCUGUGUGGCCAGUAAUUGAACUCGAGCCUCCAGGUUCAUGGCAAAGCGUGCGAGCAACUUCGCCACCUCUACAUCACCCCCAUCUUGUACAACACUGCAUAGUAUUUUACAUAUGUGGAAUGAAAAGAAAAAAUAUUCCGGGAUUGUCUGAAAAUGUCGUCCAUUUACGUGUGAACUAAUGCGGACAAAAGCAGAUCAAAGAUGAAUUUGCCAGUGAACUUCAACUUAUCCGUGAAAAAAUAUUGUUUUUUUUUCUUCUUAAAAAUUGUUUGGUUCAUAUUAGGUCGCUACUUGCUUUGCACUACUGUUUGCAAAAUAUCCAUGUCCAAGUGGAUAACAGCCUCUGCGAUCGCAUACUGAAGCUGGUUCUGUACGCCAGCAUGUCUGCUCUACUCACAAUUGGUCCUUAAGCCAGCAAUUCUCUCUGCGGCCACAUCGUUGGUAUUCCGAGUGGGAUCCGUUAGGUGAUGAAACGUUUAGUGCAUCCACAGUUGGUUUUGCGAGCAAGUCUGUGGCCUCCACAUGUGCAAUUGCCGCUGUAAAUGUCCACGAAGCUUUGCUUGUGCACCGUUGCUAUUGUAAAGUGUAAUAGUUAAGUAGCCUGUGCCUGAGCAGUUGGUACUGUGCGUUAAUUGAAUGAUAGCCUAUGCGUAUGAACAAUUAUGGCUCCAUUAACGUGCGCACAGUAGUUGGCGUCUGUGGACAACGAAAGUGAACGGUGGUUCACCGUUGAAUACGAUGUCGGGUUAAACGGCAGCAGCGGAGCUGUACGCUCGUACACGUGUCUUGUCACGUAAACCCCACGUGAGAGCCCAUUGGGACCCCAUGAAGUCCCCUCGUCUCGAGAGGCUUGCCUCGUGAAGCGAUGCGGCAAAUACGUAAACAUGCCGGAAAUGCCGUGAAUUUGAAAUCGAUGUCGAACACAUUAGACACGUCAACAAAUAAAUUAACAGUCAUGUAGCGUACAUUUGCAUGAAUGUAAAUUCAUUUUCCAGUCAUACACUCUACAUUUUAGGUGAAGAGAAUAUUGUUAAAACGCAGUUACAGUCACAAUGACCAAGCAACGAAUUAAACUUGGCAUACAUAAAUAAAUAAAUAAACUGCCAAGGAUAGGGAUAAGGUUGGACUACAGCUAUUUAUACUGCUUGUUUGGCUCGUUUGUUCAUGGUUAGAGGGGCAAUUUUUUGGCUUCAGUUGGCCAGAGUGGUACAUCCCCUAUGCAGUGCGCCUCGACGCUCCAAAUUGGCAAUUACUAGAUUUUCGCUCACUUUUUUCAUUUUAGACACAGUUGUUAAUAGAAGCAGGCAGUACUGCGCGUGCAGUCAGUCCCUGACAUUUAGAAAAAAAACAAAUGUGAGAAGCGUUGGCUUUACUUGAAAUUAUGUAACUGCAAGUGGCAUCUCGCGUGUUUCGUAAUGGUGUUAGGACACAAAGAGCUCAUGUAUAAUUGAGUGCAGCUCUGGUAGCCCAUUGCCUUUGGAUUACAAAGAAGACCUCAAUAGUGCAGUAAUACUUACAAAAUUCAACAACUCCCCCAAAAAAUCCGCAAGUUUUUGCAAUUGCAAUCACGGCCUUUUAUUUAGCAAUCACAAUCAUAACCUUUGUUCGGCAAGUCGCCCAAGGUAUGUUAUACUGCUGCCUGCUAAGCCGCUUACCAAGAUUUCCACCCAUUGAUCUAUAACAGUACAGUCGUUUCAGAUGUUUGUAGAAAUCCCGAACCAAAAUGGCCACUUGCUGAUGAUCAUUGACUACAACUUUUCACAAGAUGGCAUUCCCGUGUACGUGCGAUAACGGCAUCAUGCCAUGGCCAGUCUUCCUGUAUUAUGGUAGUCCCUGAUUGUUGUCUUUGACUCCUCAUGCAGUUAAUGCCUUCAUAAUUGUCUCCUCACCACCACACUCAUUACAAUUGAAAUCAAGGGACCCGUUGUCUGGUCACACAUUCCCCUGCAUUGUGUUUUUUGCUCGACACUGAAAGCAAAGCAUUCUUUUUCUUCCUAAAUUGUAUUUACCAUUGUUGUUAACUACUGUAAAUGUGUUGCUCGUAUACCUCGUUUUCUCGGACCUUGCUGGCUGUUCAUUCCCAACAGCAGAAGCACAGCACCCAUUUUGCUUAUGCUACCCGAUUCCCCGUCAAAACAUACGACACCACAAAAACAACAAGAAACAACAAUCCUGACAAGGCUGAUGAGCAGCCAAGAUCACCAAGUAAACUCUGCACGCGAGUUCUCCUGGACGGUUAUAACUACUCUGGCAAGCAGCUCUGGAAAAAGACUCUCAUCCCCGCGGUCCAUGCGUAAAAUUCCUCGACACAACCUCGAGUGGUGGCGUCAAGCACCCAAGUGUGGGCCUUAAUUGUCGGCCUCAAGUCCCAAAAAACGGACACUCCACUGCAGUAGUUUUAAUCCCAAGUAACCGGCCCUCUUCGGUUCCCAUGCCCGGAUUCUCAACGGCGUCCACCGACUGGGGGACACAACAAUGACGGGGACUUGUUCCCGCCGGCCGCCUUUGGGCUUCAACAGAGGGCUUCCUGCCAGCAAAGCAUGGAGGCCCUGUGGAGUACAACGGUGUGAUGUGGCAGUGGGCUUCAACGGCAAAUCACCCGGCUAAAUGGGGCACGAGUCUCGUUGGAUUUUUUUUAUUUUGGCAGGAGAAAGAAGGACGGACGUUUAAAAGUUUUUUUUUCUAGGUCCUCCACAAUCGUUGCACAAAGUGCGAGUCUGAUUUGUUUGGGGGGAGAGGCGUUACUUGUUGGAAGCGUCGUGAUAAGCUAUGUAAUGAAAUUGGAAUAUUUGUCAGCGUUUUUUAUUUGUUUCGAUUUUUUUUGUGUGCGUAUGUAUGUGUGUAUUGCGCACAACAAAAGACAUUGACACGUGGACAGUGUUGUGCAAGGAAAUGAAUAUUGCUCCCUACAAAGUGGCACUGGACUUGAUGAUUCAGUGAGACAAUGUGCCAAGGUUUUCCGAGAUGUUUUAAAGAACUCGAACGCAAAAAGGAAAAAAAAAACUUUUAGAAAAAAUAUAUAAAGAGAAGAGAUAAAAUAUAUACAUAUAUAAAUAUUAAGGCGUUCUAUUGUGACUUUUUCAUAUAAGAGAUUGUGGUCUUAAAAUGCUACUAAAAGUAAUUAUAUGAAGAAGAAGAAGAAAAUAAAGGAAGAAUGGCGCGCAUAAAGCAGGAAGACUGAAGAGACUAUUGUGUUUAUAAUUUAUAUAAACGUAUUUAUUUGUGGUUUUUUUUUAUGACAAGGUUCACCUUUGUGUACCCAUAGUUAAUUUGGCCAUGAUGGACCUGUGUGGUGACUGCACCAAAAACCUACUUUUGUUUUAUACUUAGGACACACAAACAGUUCCCACACAUGUAAACGCAACGUACAAUAUUUAUUUCACCGCAAUUGAUCGGUAUUUGUCUUGCUUUUUUCGGCUUGCUGUUUUAAAAUUGUCGAUGGAAUAGGUGUCACUAUAUGAACACGAUAUUUUCGUUUUUGCUGUAAACUAAAAAGAAGGCAUCGAGACAGUCGUGCUUUGCAAGAUUGGGUUUUUAUUGGUUUUGCAAAUUCCAUUUUUGUAAUACUACUGCGUAGGUUUCUGCGCUUUGUGCUCUGUAGCUCUCCGAUGUUUUUUUGGGUUGCCCUGCUUGUGGUUCGGCACGAUGUCCGACAUUUUGCUCCACGUGCUGGGAGCAUCUUCAGAUAUUCAACACUUGAAGCUUCGAGGUCACGGAGGGAAAAUGACCGGACAUUAUGCGGAACACGCAGAGCGAAAUGUCGGACGUCACGCCAAACAACGCGCGGUGCAACUUGUAAGCGCAUCAGAGAGCUAUCCGUUUUUGUAAUGUUCAUACACGAGUAUGGUAACCUGGGGGAGCAUCACAAUCUGCACCGUAGUGAGAUUUAGACAAGAGUAAAAAAGAGAAUUAUAUUUUGUAAAUGUAUCUAAGUGGCCGAGCACACGUGUUUCACAAGCGCGCGUAUAUAUUUUCGGAGAAAGUGCAUUAAUUGUAGGGUGUGGGUGUUGUAUUAUUGCUGCAGUCAUGUGAUGUCCCCCUUGAACCUUUGACCUUUAACCCUUCCCUUAGCCCCAACUAUCCACUCUCCCUUGCCCCCCCUCCUUCCGCCCCUGCAACUAUUGUACAAAUUGCUCCACAUAUUCAAUUAUAACUUGGCCCCAGCAGAAUUAAUCAGUGAAUAAAUCGAUACAUUAAUACUGUAA